This is a messenger RNA of Oncorhynchus keta (chum salmon), 1392 nucleotides long. Its product is annotated as intermembrane lipid transfer protein VPS13B-like. The record is from RefSeq and is a predicted model, not a curated record. The transcript has 7 exons. Lineage: Eukaryota; Metazoa; Chordata; Actinopteri; Salmoniformes; Salmonidae. The coding region runs from base 539 to 1258 and encodes 239 amino acids.
GGAGAGGACUUUAAACUUCCUAAUUAACCCGGUCCAGUCAGUCUCAGUGCUGCUGGAGCUGCAGGAUAUCCUGUUGAGGACGGGUCUGAAGGAUCGGAGCCGUCUGCUGCUGGGGCCUUUCUCCUGUAGCGCCGCCCUAGAGGCCAGGUGGUGUAGGCACAGCGGCAGUCCUGAACCUGAGACUGGGACCCCUAAACUACUGCUGGACCUGAAGGGAGGCCUACUGCAGGUGUUCUGGGGCCAGGAGCAUGUAAACUGUCUGCGGCUGGUGUAUGAACACCUGCAGGCCUACCUCCAGAGGAACCAGGGAUCUGGGUCAGGGACUGGGACUGGGUCUGGGUCUGGGACUGAAGAGGAAAACCCCCCCUUUGCCACCCAGUCACCCCCCUCCCCUGAAUCCCCCUCCCCCAGGACAGAACACAGCUCUGAUGACCUCCGCACCGGGCUGUUCCAGUACAUACAGAACUCAGCCAAUCAGAAACUACCUGGUCCAUAUGAGGUUGUGUUCUAUAACGAAACAGACGACAGUCCCGCCGUCAUGCUGUGGCGUUACCCAGAAUCCAGCGUGUUGACCUUCACACGCAUCACGCCAGUCCCCUUCAACACCACCGAGGACCCCGAGAUCAGCACCGCAGACCUGGGAGACAGACUGAAGGUGCCGUGCAGCCUGGAGUAUUGGGACGAGCUCCAGCACGCCUUCGUCCCCUACCGAGAGUUCAGCCUAUCAGAGAGUAGCGCCUGCGAGCUGACCCUGCCCAGCCUGACGCUGACCAAUGAGCAGAAGGAUCUGGUGACCUCUGACCUGUGGAGGAUCGUCCUCAACAACAACCCAGAUGGAGGAGACGAACAGAGUUCUGACAGUGAGUCAGGUUCUCAGCAGGGUUCCUCGGGGUCCCAGCUUCUGCCCUGUGACCAGCUGGUGUCCCCACGGCGCUGGCAGCUUGUACCCGUGUCGACUCCUGCUUCGCCCCCUGGUCCGUGCCCUCCCUGGGCGUGUCUCUCACCCUGGCACAGAUACAACUGCACCUCUACCACCACCUGGACCAGCUGGGCACAGCGCCGUCACGUCGACUCCGCCCCUUCCUGCCGGACAGGAAGUUGCCCCAGGAGCAAGAGUACCUGGUCAUCGGGGCACAGGAGCCGCGGCUGUUCCUCCGCCAGUGGAGCGGCGGCGGUAACGUCAGCGCCGCCCGGCUCUGCCAGGAGAUCCAGUUCUCCACCGAGCUGGACUGCAGACUGUUGGAGUACCGGAACUUGACUUGGCUCUCCCUAGUGCAGCCGUUCAUACUGCAGGGUCAGGCUGCGGUCACACGCUGCUCCAACAACGUCCUCCUGGACGGGAACGUCUUCGUAGACCCGGUCUUCAUCAACAUCAGCCAGAACACCGUUCAC